Fonsecaea erecta is the source of this 570-nucleotide messenger RNA. RefSeq lists its product as hypothetical. The transcript has 3 exons. Bases 1 to 570 code for a protein of 189 amino acids. Lineage: Eukaryota; Fungi; Ascomycota; Eurotiomycetes; Chaetothyriales; Herpotrichiellaceae. The record is from RefSeq and is a predicted model, not a curated record.
AUGCGCUUCGCUCUUGUAUACCUCCUCGCCGUCGCCUUCCCGGCUCUGCCUGUUCUCGCGCAGAGAGAGCAGCGUGGUGGCGGUGGCGGUAGCGGUGGUUUCUUCAACCAUGGCGGUGGCAAUGCACCCAGUACCUUCGUCACCAAAACCUCUGCGGCCCCUCCUCCUCCGGCUGCUGCCACCACCGCGGCCACCACUGGGGCUGCCUCUACUGGAGGUAACUCUGGAGGCAACUCUGGCUCGGUCGACACUUCGCUCAUCCCUCCCUUCGGCAUUACCCCAGGGGUCAAGGCGACCGACGGGACUGCCAACUGCGUCGGCGACAAUAAAGUCGACAUCCCCUGCAACUGUCCACCAGACUUGGGCACGUUCACUAGCGCCCUCGAAACCUCGGUGGCAGCUGGAAUGGCAUUCCCCUCUGGCAAUUCUGCGCAAGACCAGCUCACCCGCCUUCAGACGUGCAUCGUCACCCUCCAGAACUUCAGGGGAGGCGCCGGGAGCGGCGUUGGAUGUCCUAUCGUGGCCACGACCUGGAAGGAGCUGCAAGCUCAGUUGCAGUCCGAGGUCUAG